Molecule: messenger RNA, 1465 nt
Organism: Cantharellus anzutake
Lineage: Eukaryota; Fungi; Basidiomycota; Agaricomycetes; Cantharellales; Hydnaceae
Exons: 5
Coding region: 148-1107 (319 amino acids)
Source: RefSeq, a predicted model, not a curated record
UUGGCAAUGUAAAGCGUCACUUGGGUCUGUUUAUGGUUAUUGCGUUUCGGCUACGCCCGAGAUGGGGUCGAACGUUCGAGGUUCCCGAGUGGGAAAUGGCGCGUUGGGGGGGGCUCCACUGUAUUGCGCUAUUGCUCCAUCUUGCGGAUGUUAGGCCACAAGACUGAGUGCACUUUCCAUGCUGGACAUUCAGAGUGGAGGGGCAAAGGCCUUAAUGGCGUACACUUGCUGGCGCCACGGUUUCUCCGACGUACCAGGGACUCAUCAAAAGCCCUGGAAGGCUUGAGCCGUGGUAACAUCAGUUAUUCAGCCCGCCAAACAGCAACACGCUGCGAAUCCCUCCUCUUCCUCCAACCUCUUUCAGGAUCUUUUCUCACUGGCGUCCGCUCGAUCAAUUUCCCAUCUUCAGUAAUGAUGACCGCUUUUGCAACAAAGGGACUUGACCUUAAUUUCGACGGCUACACUCCCACUCGAUACUAUCCGUCUCCCUCCGCGGAGGUCCUACAAUCCACCCCCGCUGACUGUGCCCCUUGGAAAGAGUUGUUUGAUUGCACCUGGCGUGCAGAUCUCCGCGUACUGAUGCUCAGAGAUCUUUCCGCUGGUCGAUACGGAUUUCAACAUCACCGCAUCCCACGAGCAUCCGCUUCAGCGGCACGUAUGUCUGCUUCGCCGUCCUACGACAUUAUCUACCAUAUCGAUAUGGAUGCCGAUACUCUGAGGAAGGUGGCAAAAGACCCAGGUGGAGUGCUUGACGAUCCCGAAGUUCCAUCGCUGUUCGAAGUCUUCGAAAGAAUGCGCAUCUGGAUUCGUCAGGACCCCGUGGCCAAGUACGACAUCGAGGGUAGGAUGGACGCUGAGGCCAUCGGUAGUUUCCCUGACAAAGGGAUCUUCCUUAUACCAUCAGAGCCAGAUGAUGUUGAUCAAUUGGAGACGGGUGCGUCGUUACACCCGAUCAUACCCAUUCAAGCACCAAAGCGUAGAAGAAACACCGUCUCCUUGCCAUAUUCGCGCCCACGCCCAUUGUCCCCACGUUUGCGUUCCCACUCCAUCCCCAAUUCGCCUGCGUUAUCCCGGCCGUGGAACCGUUCUUUACUCGUUUCAGCCUGAAAGGCGCAGUCCUUUUUCGUUUUCAUUCGAGAAAAGCCCGUGGACAUCGAUUGUUCUCACCCAAUAAACUCCCAGCGUAACCAGAUCAGCAGCGCCGAAGACCCGUGGUUGAACGUUUUACUUGCACAAGACCAGCCAUUCCACGAUUGGAAUGUCUCUGGAUGCCAUCACUUCCACUUCCUGUCACAUGCAGUUGUCCGCCCGAGAUUUCUUCCAUUUCCUACGUUUGUUAACGCUCAUGUUCACAAUCCUAUGCAUCUACCAAUUUCGGAGUGAAUUUGUUCAGCAUCCUUUUUCCCGUUCUAGUUUGCAAAUCCAUUCAUAUGAUUUUGUUUCUCAUUCCCACUUGUGUUGAUGC